Messenger RNA from Scheffersomyces coipomensis, 1227 nucleotides. RefSeq lists its product as uncharacterized. The transcript has a single exon. Bases 1 to 1227 code for a protein of 408 amino acids. The record is from RefSeq and is a predicted model, not a curated record. Lineage: Eukaryota; Fungi; Ascomycota; Pichiomycetes; Serinales; Debaryomycetaceae.
AUGAAAUAUUUGUCAGCCUUUACUUUAUUGUGCUGUAUUUUUUACAUCAAUUUUUCUUCAUCACUUGUUGUUUCCACCGAAUUACAAAGAAUCCCAACUGAUUUUAACAAUGAAUAUUAUAUCCAAGCUAUAAAGUUAGCUAAAGAUAAUAAUAAUUCUGUUCAAGUUAAAAAGAGAAAUGAUGAAGUGAAGAUUUCUAAUUUAGCCGCCAGAGGCUGGUUUAGUAGUGGUGGUAGUUCUAGUGGAGGUUCAUCAAGUGGUUCCAGUAGCAGUGGAUCAAGUGGUUCCAGUAGCUACGGAUCUAGUUCAGGUUCAAGUUCAAGUUCGGGAGGUAGUUCUGGCUCUGGCUGGGGGUCAAGUGGUUCAAGUGGCUCCAGUAAUUCCGGCUCAAGUUCAAAAGGUAGUUCAGGUUCUGGUUGGGGGUCAAGUGGGUCAAGUGGUUCAAGUGGCUCAAGUGGUUCAAGUGGGUCAAGUUCAAAAGGUAGUUCUGGUUCUGGUUGGGGAUCAAGUGGAUCAAGUGGAUCAAGUGGAUCUUCUAGCUCAAAGGGUGGCUCAAGUUCAAGUUCUGGAGGAUCUAGUUCUAAGGGAGGCCUGAGCUCAAGUUCUAGAGGAUCUAGUUCAAAAGGUGGAUCAAGUGGAUUAAGCUCAGGCUCAAGUUCAAGUUCAAAGGGUGGUAGUGAUUUACCUCCAGCAUAUUCUCCAAAAGAUCCUAGUCCACCACCAGCAUAUUCUCCAUCUUCUGGAUCAGGUUCAAGUGGAUCAAGCUCUGGUUCUAGUCCAAAUUCCAAACCAAAAGGUUCAAGUGGAUCAAGCUCUGGUUCUAGUUCAAAUUCCAAACCAAAAGGUCCAAAUGGUUCCAGUUCAAGACCAAAAGGUUCAAACGGAUCAAACUCUGGAUCAAAUUAUAGAUCAAAUUCUGGAAAUUCUGGGUCAAAUUCUGGCUGGGGUGGAUAUGAUUCGGAUGAUGAUUAUCGCUACCAUAGCAGUCCAAGAAAUAGACAUGGUGGAACUGGAGGAGCACUUGCUGGUGGAGUUAUUGGGGGAGCUAUAGGAUCAGGAUUAGGAUCAGGAGGUAAUACCCAUCAUACAGGUAAUAACCUUCAUGCAGGUAAUACCAACUACACGAUGCUGAAUUCAACUUCUACCAGUGACGCUACAAGUUUAUUAAAGUUCAACUCAGGAGUUGCAAUAAUUUCUGCCAUUUCCCUCUGCAUAGCUAUUUUUUAA